Molecule: messenger RNA, 1451 nt
Organism: Daphnia pulex (common water flea)
Lineage: Eukaryota; Metazoa; Arthropoda; Branchiopoda; Diplostraca; Daphniidae
Product: F-box-like/WD repeat-containing protein TBL1XR1
Exons: 9
Coding region: 80-1348 (422 amino acids)
Biological process (GO): regulation of transcription by RNA polymerase II
Cellular component (GO): histone deacetylase complex
Molecular function (GO): protein binding; transcription corepressor activity
Source: RefSeq, a predicted model, not a curated record
UUCAUUUAAAGAAAAAUAGUGCUGUUAAUAGAAGCGCAUUAUAAACAUUGAGUAAAAAAAUUUGUUCGCUUUGACAGAAAUGCCACUAUUCCCAGCUCCACUUCAAUUCAUGGAAACUCACAGGGCAGUGGUGAUAACAACUAAAAAGCAACAACGUUGGAUAUCCCGUUUCCAUCCAACUAUGCCAAUUCUAGCCUGCGGUUCUUGUCAAAUAGUUUUAUUUAAGACAACUAAUGCGUCCUUCCCUUUUUUACAUUGGAGGGAAAAACAAAUGAAAUUUGGCCCAAGUCUAAACAAGCGAAUUACUGCACUUGAAUGGAAUAUAAGUGGGACCCAACUGGCUAUCGGAUGCGAAGACGGCGAUGUCAUUGUCUGGAAUUACCCAAACGUCGAUAUCGUUUUCCAAAUGAAUCGCCAUUUAAAUGGGGUUCAUGAUAUUAAAUGGAAUCCAUUUGAACAUGAUGUUUUGGCUACUAUUCAAAGUGGUCAAACAAAAUUGCUGAUAUGGCAUUCUUACAUAAGGCUUCACUCAAAGUCAAAUCUUUACUGCACAAUUGAGGAAUCAAACAAAGAUUGCAACAGACAAAUCAAAUGGGUUUCUAGCGUUGAAUAUAAGAGAAUAACCCUGGUGGAAUGGAUCGCAAAAAACGUCGUAGCUCUCGGUUUUUCCAAUGGCCUUAUUGAGAUUACUGAAAUUGAUGAAUGUGAAUCAGCAAGGAGUCGAGUCAUACAACAAUUCAAACACAACGAUGGCAUAACCUCCUUGAUUUGGAAUGAAAGAAUUCAAUAUUUGGCAUCCAGUUCAUAUGACAAAACGAUCAAGGUUUGGUCCUUAACCACGAACAAGCCCAUACACAGCCAAAGGUUUGAUUCCUAUUGCUACACAUUGGCUUGGAGGCCGGACGGGAAAAUAGGAGACGGACUUGAGGAUACUAGGAAAAUGCAAGAAAAUUUAAAUUUCGCUUGUGGACUAAAAGAUGGGUCCAUUGUGAUGUGGAAUCCGUUAGAUAAUUUCGCGGAAAAAAAGAAAUUAAAUAUUGAUGGACAUGUAACUGCACUCUCAUUUUCAGCCCAUGGACAGUACCUGGCAUCAGCGGAACACAAUCAAUAUAUUAACAUUUGGUCGACCGAGACCUGGACGCCGGUUUUCAUCGGCAAAUCCAAUUUAAACGCAGUCCUUCAAGGGUUUUCUUGGUUGUCACCGAGCUCCACAACCGAUACUGACUGUAAAUUAGUUGUCAACUCAACCAGUAAAAAGAUUCAAGUAAUUGAAUACAAGAAAGAUGGAUGGCCAAAGUUUUUGCAGCAGACACAGAUCAAUUUACCAAACAAAAAUCGGUUUUAUUAAAUUGCAAUGAAGACUAACGACUGCUCAUAAAAAGUAAGAUUCUAAUCAAACCUUGAAAUUUUAGAUUUCAAAUGAUUUUUUUCUCAUCAAAUACAAUUGCCAU